UUGAUUCUGGAGACGCCGCCGCCGUCGUCGUCGGAGGAAGUUAAAUACAAUGGCGAGGAAUUUGCGGUUGAAUACGGCGUCGCAUCGCUCAUGUCGCUACCGCCGAUUUCCGUUUCCUCCUCCGCUACCACCACCAGCUCGUCGGUGGCCAUCAUGCACUCCUUCAAGGUCAUCCUCUUGCUGCUGCUGCUUAAAUUGCUUCCACGAUGCGAAACGCUCGCCGGAGUAUCCAAGCCUUCUCGAUCUUCUUCUUUUAUCGUCGACAGAAAUCUUCGAUGUCCAAACAUCUUCCUAAGAUACGGAAACACACUCGCGCGGCGGUUUAAAGCAGAGGAAGCAGAGGAACUCGUUGGAGAAGGAAUUCGAAUGAGGCGACGGAAAUCCGCCACCGCCGUCUGCUUUCGAUUCACGCCGGGAUCGACGGCGGCGCCACAUUCCGUUAGAGAUCUCGGAAACCGCAAUCGCGCGUCCCAACCGCCGGUAAACCACAAUUUGGGUAAAAAAAAAAAAUAUAUUAUUAUUUACAAAACUCAACUCUCAUUUUAAUAGAUUGAUUCAGA
This is a messenger RNA of Andrographis paniculata, 560 nucleotides long. RefSeq lists its product as uncharacterized. NCBI's taxonomy places the organism in Eukaryota, Viridiplantae, Streptophyta, Magnoliopsida, Lamiales, Acanthaceae. The coding region runs from base 91 to 546 and encodes 151 amino acids. The transcript has 2 exons. The record is from RefSeq and is a predicted model, not a curated record.